AUGGCAAUCUCACCGGCAAAAGACGUGAACGUGAUGAGUAACAACGCGCUGAUCAAACCGUCGGAAUUGGAAGCUCGUAUCCCCCUCACUGCAACGGCCGAGGAAGUGGUGCUCGAUAGCCGCCGCCAACUUGAGGCCGUGCUGAACGGCGAAGACGAGCGGUUUGCGGUUAUCGUCGGCCCUUGCUCCAUCCACGACCAGUCGGGUGCGCUUGAUUACGCGGCGCGCCUCAAGCCUCUCGCCGACCGACUCAGCGACCGCAUCAUGAUCGUGAUGCGUGUGUACUUCGAGAAACCUCGCACCACCGUCGGUUGGAAGGGCCUGAUCUAUGACCCCAACCUCAACGACACCUACCAAAUCGAAGACGGCCUCCACCGCGCUCGCAAACUCCUGAUGGAGAUCGCGGAAACCGGCCUGAGUUCCGCCACCGAAUUCCUCGAUCCCAUUGUGCCCCAGUACGUGUCCGAUCUGGUCACCUGGGCCGCCAUCGGCGCGCGGACCACCGAGAGCCAGAUACAUCGCCAGAUGGCUUCCGGCCUGUCGAUGCCCGUCGGCUUCAAGAACGGCACCGACGGAGAUCCCCAAACGGCGGUGGACGCCCUCGUCGCCGCCAGCACCCCACAGGCUUUCCUCGGCAUAGACCACGACGGCCAGGCCUCCAUCGUUGAGACCCGGGGUAACCGCCACUGCCACCUGGUCAUGCGGGGCGGCCGCAGUGGUACCAACUUCGACGCCCGCUCCAUCGGCGCCGCCGCGGAAGCUCUCCGUAAAGCCGAUGCGCCCACGCCGAUAGUGGUGGACUGCAGCCACGGCAAUUCCAACAAGGACCACACCCGCCAGCACAUUGCCUUCCGGGAAGUUCUGCAACAGCGUUUGGCUGGCAACUCCGACCUCAUCGGGGUCAUGCUCGAGAGCAACAUCAACGCUGGCGCGCAGAAGCUCGGCGCGGAUCCUGCCGAACUGGAGUACGGUAUCUCAAUUACCGACUCCUGCAUCGGUUGGGACGAGACAGUCGACCUGCUGGAUUGGGCCUACGAAGCCAUCGGUAGCGACGUCGCCGUACCGGCAGAUUAG
Geodia barretti is the source of this 1074-nucleotide messenger RNA. The record is from the annotation of a GenBank genome assembly. Lineage: Eukaryota; Metazoa; Porifera; Demospongiae; Tetractinellida; Geodiidae.